AGACCAGCCAGACUCUGAGCCUGACAGUUGCUUCUCUUUCGGCUCUCCAGAAGUCGAAGAAAUUUCAUCGCAAUUAACUUUUUUCUUUACUGCGACUAAACAAAAAAUUGAAUUUGUAAAUUGCACAAGUCCAUUUUUAUCGUGCGCUAAUUGAAUACGUUUUAAAACAGCGAAAUGCCUUUUUAUGCCAAAGAUUGGCGUUCACCAGGCGAAUCGUGGAUCAAAACGGAAGAUGGCUGGGAGAAGCUGAAAGUCUUGGAAACUAAUCGAAAAAGAUUAAUUUCCGAUGACGGUGUUUUCUACAGGUCAGCAGAUGAUGACAAAGAAAACUGCGCACUCGAUAACAGCCCGGAACUCGAUAAAACCAAAGGUUGCGUUCCACCUCACUGCCAGAUAACAUUAAAAUGCACAAAAGAGGUGGCGGGUUUCAACGGGCUGAGCGAUGCCCUGCGUCGCCUGGAUUUCCGCAGCGCCGUUCACGACCACCGACGAUUUCCCUACACGGCCAAAUUGCUGGAAUUGUUGCUCUCUCAGCAUCGCAUCACCAAUCUGUCGGGCUGCGCUCAGAAAUCGGUUCUCAAUGUCCUGGAGGAGAUUGCAGUUCAAGCCCAAGGAAGCCAGCAAAACAUGCACGUUCUAGUCAAAUUGCUGACUGAUUUGCGUACCAUCGUACGAGGUGAUUCGUGGUGGGGAACACCGCUGGGCUCGUCUCAACUCUGGGGCAAACACGUCCGCACUAUCGAUCGCAUAGGCGCCAUUGCUUCCAGCAUUCGUCAUGCUGAGGCAGUUCCUGGCAGUAACGACGGGGAUGAUAAACCGAAAUUCGAGGAUCUGCCAGAGGAAUGCGUUAGGGAGAUCCUGUUUCGGUUGGCCGAUCACCGGGACUUGUUAUCGGCGGCGGAAGCGUGCGGAGUUGUUCAGAAGCUGAGCGCCGAGCAACGCUUAUGGAAACGCCUCUGUCGCUUCCAUUUCACGCCGGUUCAAAUUAGUUUCGCACUCCGGGAGAUACAGAAAGAACGGGAGAAACCUCCGUUGAACGUGACGGCAGCCCCCAACAAGAACAACCGCAGUAGCCGAACGCCCCAUCCUUAUCUGAACCCCAGACGCAGUCCCGUCCGUAGUCACGAUACGGAUUCUUCUAAACCGGAAGAGUUACUGGAUAACGCCUCAUCGGCAGAUACACGCGGACGUGUAUCGAGUGCAUUUCACGAGCAUUUGAAGCGCCACCGUGAAAAUCUAUUGAGUCUGCAAAGUGAAGACCAGGACCAGUCGAGCCAUCAGGUCAUUAACGCCAAUCACAACCGAUUGGUGAGCUUUCAAGACGUCAGGAACCAUUUCGAUCAGCGGGAAAUGUUGGAUAACGAGCCCAGGAGUCCCCGGACGACGAAUCAACUUCCGCCCAGGAGGAAAAAUAACGAGAAAGAUGACGACAUUAGUCAGCCGGCUGGUGGUAAUCAGUCUAAUUUGGAAACAGACUGGGAGGAUGUCUUCCAUCGGGCUCGCAGGUUAUUUGGGCUGCGUGAAGACUACGCCGAAAUUCUCCAUCUGUGCCGCAACUGCCGUUGCCUAUUUUGGAAGACGUACGGACAUCCAUGCAUAGUCGAUCAUCAACAGACAGAUAACAAAUCUGAUGAGCCCAGCAGCUGUGACCCAGAAGCUUUUUACGUACCCGUCCCGCCUCAGGCUUUCCUCAAAUUUUUCUCUCUUUAACAAAGAUGACAAUUUCUAUAUACUAUACUUGUGUACCACAAGGUUUAAAAAAAGCCUUUUGGUUCGAUUUCGAGUCUUACAGCACCGGAAGACAUUCUUAUAUAUUUUCAAGCCACCCUCCGCAUUCUCUCUAUGAUACAUACUACAUUUUGGUAUUUUGGCGUAAACUAUUUCUAUUUUGGGAACUCGUCCUUAAAAUGAUGGUGACUCUUUUGGAAUAAGGAAAAGCUUCAAAUCAGAUAUUAUUGCAAGUCCUCGAAGAUCAACUUGAUGAUUUUAUUUUAGCUGUUUUUUAAUAGACAAUCAUUUUUUGAUUUUAUUACUACGUACAGUAUGUUGACCUUACACUGUGAUAGUUUUGUUAGAGUGAUUGAUGGAUCUGUGUACACUCUUCUUUGGUCGUGCUCGACUUUUUCCCUCUUUUAUUGGUGUCGUCUUUUGAUAUAACCGUCAGUUUGAGCGUCUAGAAAAACUGCACCAUAUCUUCUGUCAUUUUGAUCAUAGUCGUCCAUCACUCAGUUUGUCUCUUAGGAAUCUAAUUUUCGCAGAAAAUCUAAUAGAAUAAACGGUGUUUGAAGAGUC
This is a messenger RNA of Daphnia pulicaria, 2292 nucleotides long. RefSeq names its product F-box only protein 25-like. Bases 175 to 1710 code for a protein of 511 amino acids. NCBI's taxonomy places the organism in Eukaryota, Metazoa, Arthropoda, Branchiopoda, Diplostraca, Daphniidae. The transcript is spliced from 8 exons. Gene Ontology annotation, biological process: protein ubiquitination. Gene Ontology annotation, molecular function: protein binding. The record is from RefSeq and is a predicted model, not a curated record. Gene Ontology annotation, cellular component: cytoplasm; SCF ubiquitin ligase complex; nucleus.